AUUUUAUAAUUCAAAUAAGCCAUACAUAUAUAAACUCUUUACUUUUAUAACAAAAUCUAGUAAGAUCGUGAUGUGGAAAUGUAAUAACAGUUAACAAACAUUAAAUUGUUCGUAUAUGGCGAGAGCGAGAAGACGUUAAGUAGAUACUUAGAUACAAAAAUAUGAAAAUAAAAAACAAUCAGAAAUUUGCACGUCUCCGUUAUACAAUAUAAAAUAUUAUUUUAUUAUCUUCGAUACCUCGAUCGUUCUGAUUGUCACUUGAUAGUAGCGCAAGAGAUAUUUUUAUAUAACAUAUGUCUUCCAGACAAGUAGUAUUAAUCCAUAUAAAAUUUUCUAUUUGUUUUUAAUAAAUAGAUAAAAGAUAAUAUAUGUGGAGAAGAGAAAUCAACUUAAUAAAUAAUGACAAGUGACUAAAAUAAAAAAAAUAUUAACAAUCGACAGUAUCGAAGAGAAUAAUAAUCAAUAAGUCGGCUAAGAUUGAUGCACGAACGUAUUUAUAUAUGCAUUUGGUGGCCGUUUAGAUAUAGUUGGUCAUUUUUACGUUUGUAAUGUGCCAUUUAUUUUGGAUAUGAUGUUUUUGUAUCAUUUAUAUACUCCAUUAUCAAAUAUUAUAAUGAUUUUUUCAAAAAAUACAAGUAUAUUAUUUAUUUUUCAUUCCUGUUAGAAAUACCAUGUAAAAUUCUUAAGAAAUUAGUCAUAGUAAAAAGUACACAGUUUCCAUUGAGAAAAAUGGGUAAGAUUAAGUUAUUUUAGACAAGCAGGUAUGCUCUGUCAAGUGAAAGUGCUGUCCUUAAUCGGUAAGGGAUGAAAUAUCAAAGGAAGAGAAACGACGCACAGAAAUGUACCUGCAAUUGUGCCUGUACUAUAUAAGCGGAAGGUACGAAAAUAUUCGUCAUUUGCCGAACUACGUUAAACGAACAAGAACGGUUGGAAAAGUUCGUGUAUUUCACUGAUCUACAAGAACGAACAUUCUCGUUAAAGUAAAGUGUAGAUUUACAUCAAAGGAAUAAUGUUUCGUUUUUUAAUAAUAUCUACAUUGAUCGGCUUCGGAUUGGCGGGUUUGAUCGUAAAACGUAACACCGAUUUUCAAUCAACUGAGGAACCACAAAAACAAUUGCAACAAUCGACGGUCAAUCAGAAACAAAUCGAUAAUCAAUUGCAAACGUAUUCGUAUUUGCAAGGAAGUCAAUUAUCUCCGCUAUUAUUUCAAUACCCAAGCUAUCCUGAAUAUUUAAAGAAUGAAGAUCCUAUUCAAUCAAGAUUAGAAGGAUCUCAAUUUCCGAUAACAGCAUCACCUCAAGAAAAGCAUGAGUCUUCUGGAUUCGCAACAAGCUUGAUCCCUUUGGCUACAAGCAUUAUGAUAUAUGGAACCCAAUUUGGUGCCUACUUGGUAUAUUUCUUAAUUGCUCUUGCUGUGGGUGGUGUUAUUACUAUUCUAAUAUGCACUUUCACUCCCAUCUGUGCAAAUAGUAUUUUAGAUCUCUCACUGUACAAUUCUCAGAUGAAAGAACAAGUCGCGGAUCUGGCACGAGCCUACAUUACACCCGAAAGCUUAAAUGCAGCUACCGUGUACAUUUUGAGGGCUUACAACAAAUAUAACGCUAUGCAACAAGAGAAACGCGGUAAAUCAAAGUAAUGAACGAAAUACCAAUAAUAACGAUUAUCGUUAUCACUUAAAUUUGUUAUUGUUGUAGUUAUCAUAUUCGAACUUGAUCAAAGUUUCUAUAUUCGAUUUUUUUUAUUUAUGUUUCCUAUAAUGAAAAUGCAAUUGUAAUAAUUUUCAUCGUGAAUAAACUUGAACAAACAUCAUAUUCUUUUUUCGAAUUUCUUUUCCACUUUCUAAUCCUUAUCUCAUAAAUAUUCUAAUUUUUCCUUUUGGGUUAUACAUUCUUUUAUCAAGAUCAAUUUCAUGUAUCAUUGUGGUCAGUGACAUUGUAUAAAUAAUUAUA
This is a messenger RNA of Vespula vulgaris, 1949 nucleotides long. RefSeq lists its product as uncharacterized. Lineage: Eukaryota; Metazoa; Arthropoda; Insecta; Hymenoptera; Vespidae. The coding region runs from base 1010 to 1636 and encodes 208 amino acids. The record is from RefSeq and is a predicted model, not a curated record. The transcript is spliced from 3 exons.